AAACAGAAAAGUGUGAAAUCCAAUCAGCCGCUAAUAUUGGAGCGAGGCACAUGACCACCCACCCACCACCACCACCACCACCACCACUUGCACCACCUCUCUCCCUCCUCCCAUUAUUCUCUCCUCCUCCUCAGAUUUUCAGAUUCCGAUUCUCAUUCUCUUCAUUGCGCUGCUCCUCUUCGCUAUCAGAAAUGGAUAAUGGUGGCAAUUCGAGUUUGUUUCCUCUGCAUCGCUGCAAAACCAUUCACCUGGUGAGGCAUGCUCAAGGAAUCCACAAUGUAGAAGGAGAUAAAAACUACAAAGCAUACAUGUCUCCCGAAUAUUUUGAUGCACAGCUUACUCAACUCGGCUGGCAACAGGUUGACAACUUGCGUAAACAUGUUCAUACGAGUGGGCUUAUCAAGAAAAUCGACGUAGUCAUCACAUCUCCUUUGUUAAGGACCAUUCAAACAGCUGUUGGGGUAUUUGGUGGCGAGGGGUAUACGGAUACGACGGACGAUUUGCCACUAAUGGUGGCAAAUGCUGGAAACAGUGACCGUGGUGCAAUUUCAAGUCUUGAUUGCCCACCUAUUCUUGCAGUCGAACUCUGUCGAGAACAUCUGGGAGUUCAUCCUUGUGAUAAGAGGAGAAGCAUUAGCGAGUAUCGAUGCCUUUUCCCUGCACUUGAUUUUUCACUGAUAGAGAGCGACGAAGAUAGCUUAUGGGAGGCUGACGUCAGAGAGACAAAGGAGGAACUUGCCGCUAGGGGAAUGAAAUUCAUGAACUGGUUAUUCACGCGGAAAGAGAGAGAUAUAGCAAUUGUUACACACAGUGGAUUCUUAUUUCACACACUGGCUAAAUUCGGCAAUGACUGCCACCCUUUUGUGAAGAAAGAAAUUUCUAGUCAUUUUGCCAACUGUGAGCUUCGUUCAAUGGUCAUCGUAGACAGCAGCAUGAUCGGGUCAGAUUCUUCGUCAACUAACUAUCCCGGAAAAAUCCCGAGUGGACCUGAUCUUCCUAGUGAUGUUGCCGAUGAAAAGAAUCAAGAAAAAGAUACAUCCUCGUAAUUUUGCACGAUUUUAAAGAAUGUAUACAAUCAGCGGAUGAGGUGAAUAUGCGUGUUUCAUCAAUGUUGUGUGUUUUAUUUAUCUAUUGGUCGAUACCAUUUGAACAGUUACGGGGCCAUGCAAAAACAGUCCCAAAAUGUUUGUACCAUUGUUGUCUUCAUUAAAUCUUCAUUUUUUAUCGAACAGUUGUUUA
Erythranthe guttata (spotted monkey flower) is the source of this 1239-nucleotide messenger RNA. The record is from RefSeq and is a predicted model, not a curated record. Lineage: Eukaryota; Viridiplantae; Streptophyta; Magnoliopsida; Lamiales; Phrymaceae.